AUGGGAGCACUUAAGUGCACUCAAGUUACUUUACGAAUGGGCGAUCGUUCUAUAAAAUACCAUCUAGGUGUUUUAGAAGACGUCCCUGUUAGGGUGGGAAAGUUUUAUAUUCCUGUUGAUUUUGUUGUGCUUGAUAUGGAUGAGGAUGCCCAAAUUCCUAUUAUUCUUGGUAGGCCGUUUUUGUGUACUGCUUGUGCUGUUAUAGAUGUCAAGUCUGGGUCUUUCACUUUGAGUGUUGGUGAUGAUAAUGUCACUUUUAAACUAACCAAUGUUGUUAAGUCUCCUAUACUUGAGCAAACUUGCUGCAGGAGGAAAAUGUUUGAUGAGGGGGGCACUCAUUGCCAAGCCCCUCUGAUUUGA
Molecule: messenger RNA, 360 nt
Organism: Beta vulgaris subsp. vulgaris (sugar beet)
Lineage: Eukaryota; Viridiplantae; Streptophyta; Magnoliopsida; Caryophyllales; Amaranthaceae
Exons: 1
Coding region: 1-360 (119 amino acids)
Source: RefSeq, a predicted model, not a curated record